AUGAUGAAUCACAAUGUUUAUUAUGAUAACUACUUUACUACGAUUAGAUUGCAAGUGGAACUGAAGAAGUUAGGAAUCUUUAGUGUUGGUACAGUUCGAGCGAAUCGGUUACCUGAUCUGAUGAUGAAAGACGAGAAGCAGUUAAAACAAGAAGGUCGAGGUGCAACCGAUUAUCGAAUUACCUAUGUCGAUGGCAUAGAAUUAUGUGCUACACGGUGGUUCGACAAUAACGUGGUCAAUGUAUUAUCAACUUUAUCCGGUUGUGAAUCUAAAGAUUUAGUGAAAAGAUGGUCAUCAUCCGAAAAGAAACAUCUUCAAGUGGAACGACCAAACGUAAUCAAGAAUUAUAAUCAGUACAUGGGAGGUGUUGAUUUGUGUGAUAUGCUGGUGUCUUUAUACCGAAUAAAUAUUCGUUCGAAAAAAUAUUACAUGAAAAUUCUUUUUCAUUUGAUUGAUUUAUCAAUUGUCAACGGCUGGUUAUUAUAUCGUCGUCACUGUUCCCAAUUUCGAUUACCAAAAAAUGAAAUUAUUUCUUUAUUACAAUUUCGAAUCAAAGUUGCUGAAGCUUUAUUGAGACCAAUAAUACCUGAACGCCCAUCAAAUCGAGGUCGACCAAGUAAAUCUCUUCAAUCAAAAGACAAUAACCCAUCGAAAAAACCUCGUGUUGCAUCUGUUCCGCUACCACCGUCCUCUGUUCGAUUUGACGGCUUUAAUCACUGGCCAGUGUUCACAUCCCAGGGCCGUUGUAGUUAUCCGGAAUGUAAUGGUCGUUCAUCGUUUACGUGUUCAAAAUGUCAAUUACGACUUUGUCUAACAUCUCGAAAGAAUUGUUUUAAAGCUUAUCAUGAAGGACACUAG
This is a messenger RNA of Adineta ricciae, 858 nucleotides long. The record is from the annotation of a GenBank genome assembly. NCBI's taxonomy places the organism in Eukaryota, Metazoa, Rotifera, Eurotatoria, Adinetida, Adinetidae.